AUGCAGAGUUUAGUGAGUGCUAUUUUCAAAUGUCGACCAAUUCCAGACAUUUUAUCCCCAACAUUUACCAGCUUUACAGCACAAUGCAGAUUCUACCCAACGCAUAUAUCUAUCGCUCCUUAUCUCCUAGAUCGUACGAAACCUGCUGAAGAGGUACUAAAGAGUUUGACUUCUGAUGAUGCCCAAAGGCUUGAGUAUAUUAAAGCCGAACAUAAUAUGCUUAUCGCUAGUGGUAGACCUGCGCCUCCGAACCUAUCUGCCCUGGAUUAUCUGGAGCUCUUGUGUUGUGCCUCUAUCAGUGCUCGGAAUCGCUAUUACCUGUUUCGAUUCAAGGUGUCAAAGAAGAAGGAAGCUAGGAAGGCUAAACUGGCCGCAAGAGCUGUGAAGGAGAUGCCCAGUGAACUGACGCAGAAAAAUCAAAUUCUGCGCUUAAUAACUUCCAGUCCGGUUCGAAUGCACUAUGACGAUUGGGUGGUGGCCGAACUCCGCACCGCUGACGAUUCUGCUCAAACCCUGGUUUUCGAUUGUUCACAUGAAAGCGAAAUGCGCAUCAUGGAUCAGAAGAACCUUGCACGCCAAUUGGCAAUGGCUUUCGCACACAAUCGAACGAUCCGACCUUUCCCCUUUCACUUUAUGUUCACGAGUCUCAUACCCGGAACUAAUCAAUAUCGCUUUUUUGAGGAGGCCUUUGGUACAUAUAGUUCAGACAAUUUUCCGAAUCUGCAUUCGGAAAGGCUUGGGGGUUUGGAUAAAUGUCCCUUCACGGUACGAUCGGAACACUUCAGUGAAGUGAUGAGGGGUCGCAAACUGAUAUAUCUCAGCCCGAAUGCAUCCUGCGCCUUUGAAAAUGGCGAAUUCGAUCAUGAUGCCGCCUUCGUCGUUGGUGGCAUCGUUGACAAGGCUAUUCGCCGUCCCGUCACCUAUGCAAAGGCUCGUCGUGCUGGCGUGCAGUGCAUGCGGCUUCCGUUGGAGCGGUACGUGCACUGGCGCUCGGGCAGCAAGACUCUAACGUUGGUGACCAUUCACGCCAUUCUGGCCACAGCCAAGGAGACAAAUGGGGACUGGAAGACCGCUUUGGAACGAAACAUCCCCUCGCGCUUUCUUCGAGAGCACGACUCCGUCCAGAGAGACAUCAACAGGCUAUUCCAAAGCAUCUGA
Molecule: messenger RNA, 1158 nt
Organism: Echinococcus granulosus
Lineage: Eukaryota; Metazoa; Platyhelminthes; Cestoda; Cyclophyllidea; Taeniidae
Product: Mitochondrial ribonuclease P protein 1
Exons: 4
Coding region: 1-1158 (385 amino acids)
Biological process (GO): mitochondrial tRNA 5'-end processing; positive regulation of mitochondrial translation
Cellular component (GO): mitochondrion; nucleus; nucleoplasm
Molecular function (GO): tRNA binding
Source: RefSeq, a predicted model, not a curated record